AUGAGGGCCAUCUUCACGUUUCUCGCCCUCGUCAUCCUUUCCUCUUCCGUUCUCUCCCUUCCCUCAGAGCGGCGCGACAGCGAUAGCACGCUGACAGAGAUCCAAGCUCUAAAUUUUGCCCUCUCCCUCGAACACUUGCAGUACUACUUCUACGAACGACUGCACCAUUAUGAGCCACAGGACUUCUCCAACGCUGGUCUACCGCCCUGGUCGCAUGGGAGAUACGCACAGAUAUCCUCCCAUGAGCUUACGCAUGCUCAGUUCCUCGAGAAUAUCCUGGGUGACAAGGCUGUUCAGCCAUGCACAUACAACUUCCCCGACACCGAUCCGAGAUCAUUCGUGAAGACCAGCAACACCGUGGAAGCAGUAGCAUCCUCUGCGUAUACGACUCUUGCGAAGUAUCUCUCCGAUCCUGACUAUGUCAUUUCCAUCAGCUCUAUUCACUCUGUGGAAGCGAAACACUCAGCAUGGAUCAACGCGGACGUGCGUGAUGGUGCCGCUUGGAGUACGGCAUUUGAUGCGCCACUGAGUCUGAGUCAACUAUAUACCAUUAUGAGUGGCUUCAUCUCAUCCUGCCCAUCCUCCAAUUCGCUGCCGCCCGUCAAAAUAUUUCCUGCACUUACGUUCCCCUCCAGUGUUAUGCCAGGACAGACUGUGCAAGUAUCGAUUUCGCCCGCAGCUCCGAAACGCGAUUCACAAACGUUGUACACCUGGUUCAUCUCAGGCUUCAAAGCGCUCGUCGUACCUCUCAAUGCUGACAUGACGGUCACCAUCCCGGACACGCUGCAGGGUUUCGUGUUUUCAGUGAUCACGAACAACAAGGAGAGUGUGGCAGACGAUGCUACAGUCGCUGGGCCGGCAUUCUUAGUCUUCGAUUAUGACUACCAAGGAAACGAUCAGUCACUACCUAUGUGA
This is a messenger RNA of Suillus subalutaceus, 915 nucleotides long. Its product is annotated as ferritin-like domain-containing protein. The coding region runs from base 1 to 915 and encodes 304 amino acids. Lineage: Eukaryota; Fungi; Basidiomycota; Agaricomycetes; Boletales; Suillaceae. The record is from RefSeq and is a predicted model, not a curated record. The transcript is spliced from 5 exons.